AUGACUGAUUUCAAGCCGAGUCAAGGCCCCAAUGUUAGUGUCUCUGAGACAGAAUCUAUGCUGAGCCCUCCUGAGAGUUUCGGGUCACCUCUCAAAAGACGGCGAUCACAAUCUCUCUCAUCUUGCACCGAUUCUUUGGAGGUUGAUAAGGACCUGUUACCACGCAAGAAGAAACCUCCAUCGUUUCAAGAUCUCGAUCGGUUGAAUGACCACACGGGUCUCGAAGACUUUGGACAGAGCCUUCAGAAGGCUGCGAAUGCCAUAUUUCCCGCCAAUCAAACGUCUCGAUACAACAAAGUGGACGUUAUUCUCCUUUCCUGGGAAGAAGAGGAUCCCAAACUUCCUGUCUCCUUGGAGAUUCAGGAGCUUGCAGAUAUAUUUGAGUUCGUUUACGGCUACGACGUGGACAGAUGGCUGAUCCCAGCUAAAAAUUGCCACAACCGACUUCAAGGGAAGAUCUUGCAAUUUCUGGCUGCGGAUGAAGUAAACCAUCUCAAAAUCGUGUAUUAUGGUGGGCAUGGGAGGUUGACUAAUCAUGGUCAGCUGGCAUGGACUAGCUUCCGGGACAGUCAUAAGGAUCGCUGUCCGACGAUCAGAUGGUCUGGUAUCCAAAGCACUUUGGAAGAGUCUCAAUCUGACGUACUCAUACUUCUUGAUUGCUGCGCAGCUGGAGUGUGCACUACAGACGAAGGCAAUGGUGUGACGGAAAUGCUUGCUGCUUGUGCUUUCAACGUUAUUGCCAAUGGAGUUGGCCAGUUCUCAUUUACUCACGCACUCAAUGAAAAGUUGCGUCUCCUGUCAACUCUGCCAGGCUUCACUAUUGGAUACCUUUACAACGCAAUAUUUUCUUACAUCCAAAAUUGGCGACUUGAGGAUUCGCGUUUCAAAAAACCUCCGGUUCACCUCGUGUUGAGCCAGAAUCCAAAGUUGCCACCUAGCAUUCGUCUUGGGAAGCUGUCAAAAGCGAGAAACGACGAACAUGAAGAGCAAUUUCGAAAGCCAUCUCUCCCUUCUGGCCAAGGUGCCUCGAACUCGAGCUCCGUGGGGCUUGCGUCGAUGCCAUCUCCUGCACCGUCAAUUACUUUGAGUAGUCAGGCAGCUCUAAAUAUAGACAGCACGCCUGAAACAUCAUUAUCACCAGAGAACCAGUUGCCGGAUUGGCCUCGACUCCUUCUAAGUAUUCGAUUUUCUGAAACUGUCAAGCCCUCCGAAUUAUCAACCGAGUUGUUUGCAGAAUGGCUGAGAUCUGUGCCUGCAUUGGCAAAUGCAGUCAGAGUUGAAGCGGGGUUUGCAAGCGAUUCAACGCUGAUGCUCGUAUCGAUACCUGCGGGACUACUCGCUCAUCUUGCUUUUGAUCGAGCAAUCAAUCUAAUCGGUACGGUUCGAUCCAGGAAUCUUCUUGUAAGUCAUACCGAAGACGUUCAAAGGAUUUCGACAACAACGAGCUCUCAGGACAAAGUGGAUACAAAGGCAUCUUCGCAAGGGAAGUCUGGAAGCGAUGGCAGAAUGAAACUUUCCUCCGCAUCAACUGUGGUGUCUAAUCCAGCCACGAUAAAGCCUGAGAGCCGGUUUCUUUUGCCAUUAGCUCCCCCAACAUAUGGCGGAGAGGAUUUCAGGGAAUUCGAAUACCGGGAAUUGAUCGCGGGUGCUAUGAGAGCUAGCGUCAUUCCUAUUGACAAAUUGUACAACUUCUACCAGGAAAACGCUACCUCAGAGCAGCCUCCCUGGGAAGAUAUGCUAAUUCCUCGAGGACGCACUCUCAAACAGUGCAAAGACGCUUUCAACUCACUACAACAAGCUAGCGCAUCUAGGAAACGCAAGCCCGAUUCAAGCACGUUCGAUUAUCCAAGCCCCCCACUUAUGAAGAGACGACAAAUUGGAUUGGAGACUAUACCGGUUGCUCGAGACAUAAGGCCAAAGCCACCAAAUGGUGGAUCAAUGGUUUCUUCUACGCCGUACACACACUUAAAAAAGCGAGGUCGUCCUUCGAAAACAGAAGUUGAGCGCAGGAAUGUAGAAACGAUGGCAAAGGGUCUUGUUCCACCGGUCCAGACAGUAUAUGCGAGCGCAUUUUCAUCGCCCAUGAUGUCAAACACAGCCCCUGGGCUUGGAUCCUCAAGCCCUCAGCCAACAACGCAAAUAUAUGAUGCGCCACCAACCGGUGCUAAGGGUAAGGAAAGAAGACUCUCCAUGGACAGCAAUAUGACUGAUAUAACGGCGUCGGAGCCUCCCGCUUCGGUCUUCUCUCCUGCGUCCACUGAGAAUUGGGACGACAUUGGUAACGAGGGUGACGAAGAUGGUGAACAAGAUUCGGCGAUGCAAGAUUCCGGAUACGGGAAUUGA
Mollisia scopiformis is the source of this 2343-nucleotide messenger RNA. RefSeq lists its product as uncharacterized. The record is from RefSeq and is a predicted model, not a curated record. Lineage: Eukaryota; Fungi; Ascomycota; Leotiomycetes; Helotiales; Mollisiaceae. The transcript is spliced from 3 exons. Bases 1 to 2343 code for a protein of 780 amino acids.